AUGGGCGGGGUGAGCUCUGCAUCUCUAUUGCCACAGUGACUUCAGCUUCCAUUCAUUGCGGCCGGUUCCGGCCCAGACUUCUUGUUCCCUCCCCGUUUUCCACUCAUUCUCCCUCCUCCCAGUGACGCAUCGGAGUGAGAUCGGUUCAGUUCCCAUGAGAAGGGGAAAACAACGAGCAGUGCAGACAGACAGAUAACAACAUCGCCACUGACAUUGCUAUCUGGGACUCGGCGUCGCUGUGCAGCCCGGAUCCUAGAAGCAAUGGAGGAACUCCAAGAUGUUCAACUGACUGAGAUCAAGCCACUCCUAACAGAUGGGAAUUCUGCAAGGAACUUCCAGGAUUUCGAUUGCCAGGAACAUGACAUCGAAACUCCGCACGGUGUAUUGCAUGUGACCAUGCGAGGCACUCCAAAGGGGAACAGACCUGUCAUCUUGACCUAUCACGACAUAGGCCUCAACCACAAAUCUUGCUUCAAUACAUUGUUUAACUAUGAAGACAUGCAGGAAAUCACACAGCACUUCGCUGUGUGCCAUGUGGAUGCCCCUGGACACCAAGAAGGAGCUCCACCGUACCCAGCAGGGUACCAGUACCCAACUAUGGAUGAGUUGGCUGAGAUGCUGCUCACAGUUUUAACCCAUUUAAAUAUACAGAAUGUGAUUGGAAUUGGAGUUGGGGCUGGUGCUUACAUCCUAACCAAAUUCGCACUGAAUCACCAAAAUCUUGUUGAGGGACUGGUCCUUAUCAACAUUGACCCGUGUGCUAAGGGCUGGAUGGACUGGGCUGCAUCAAAGCUUUCAGGAUGGACUACGAAUCUGGAUGAUAUUGUACUGGCUCAUCACUUCAGUAGCGAGGAACUGGAAACAAACUUGGAAUUGAUCCAGACCUACCGGCUGCAUAUUUCCCAGGACAUCAACCAGGAGAACCUUCACCUCUUUGUCAACUCAUACAACAGUCGUCGAGAUCUGGAGAUUGAACGACCCAUCCUUGGUGUCAAUGAAACAACUGUUAAAACUCUUCAGUGUCCUGCUUUGCUGGUUGUUGGUGAUACGUCUCCUGCAGUGGAGGCAGUGGUGGAGUGUAAUUCUAGGCUAAACCCAACCAACACAACACUGCUCAAGAUGGCUGAUUGUGGAGGACUUCCGCAGGUUGUUCAACCUGGCAAGCUGACUGAAGCCUUCAAGUACUUUCUGCAGGGAAUGGGUUACAUCCCUUCCGUCCAGCUCAGCCACCUGCACAGUGAAACAGUGCCAGCAGUCAGCAUGACCAGGCUAUCCCGGGCUCGCACCACCUCUACCUCCAGCGUGGGAUCCGGAGAGGCCGCCCGCAGCCAGCUGCCUGCCAACAGCCAGGCCGAUGCCACGGGGAGCAGUGACCCAGUCCAAGGCAGGUCCCCGACCCUGGAGGUUUCCUGUUGAAGCAGCAACUUGAGCCGUUAACUUAUUACGUCGUUUCGUUUCUUUCCCCUCCGAUUCAAGAGGUCGUCAAUUUGGCUGAGUCGCAGCCUCGAGUGAAAGCCCAGCCACAGAGACCCAGUUUCCUUUUACAGUCGUGUCUUUAUAGUGCAUGCCUGACUCAGUGUUUGCUCUCACACUGCAGUUGAUUUCAUUUCUUUGGAAUAUUCAUGUUUUAACCAGUGGUACCGAAUACAGCGUGUUACAUCCCCGAAUUCCCUGUGUGGUUAACCGAAGAAGCCGUUCGCGUCUUCCCUGGAUUUAAAGGGGCAUUGCCAGAGGUUUCCUCCAUUUCCCACCCCCACACCCGCACUUCCCAGCUGACCCACGCCCAUUCCUGGUCAGGAGCAACGGAUAGAAACCAAGUUACGACAGAUGCGCAGGGGGCUGGACGUCUGAAAAUAAAAACAAAACGCGAUGGGACCAGGUCAGAUCGCAUCUGCAGCGAGAGGGACGAGUUAACAAUUAAAAGCAAUGACCCUGUGUCCAGAGAUAAUGGGAACUGCAGAUGCUGGAGAAGCUGAGAUAACACGGUGUGGGGCUGGAUGAACACAGCAGGUCAAGCAGCAUCAAAAGACCAGGAAGGCUGACCUUUGGGGUCUAGACCCUUCUUCAGAAAUGGGGGAGGAGAAGGGUCUAGACCCGAAGUGUCAGCUUUUAUGCUCCUAGGAUGCUGCUGUGUUCAUCCAGCUCCACACUUUGUUAUCUCGGACCCUGUGCCCAAACAGUUUGUGGACCUUGAAAAUAUUUGUUCGUUCUCUCUCCACAGCUGCCAGACCUGCUGAGUAUCUACAGCAUUUUUUUUUAAGGUUCAACAAAAAGCCUUUGUGUUUUUAACUCUGCCGUUAGACAUUGUUAUUUAGUUGAGAUUAUUUUUCUAGCUUUUCUGCAGGUUCUUCACCUGCAUGUCAGUUAGCUCAUUUGAAUGGAUGGCUGGUUCGCAAUACACUGGAUGAGAACUCUCCUCAAUAUCUCCCCUCAACAGAAAUUGGUAACCCUCAGGUUAAGUACCACCAAUUGUCUCUCUGUCUAAUGAGAGAGCAGCCCUUUGGUAUGGCAAGACUGUGACAACGUUACCCAACCAUUCUAGCCCGGAAGCUUAUGAAUUUGGAUUCUGAGCCAUGUUUGACUCUGUAACCUAAAAUGACAAUGCAGUGCAGAAUCCCAAGCAACUUCAACAUUGUGAAGAGGCGUGGGUCCUGUCAAGGUUAUUAAAGACGCCAUUGGCAAUAUUCUGAUGUUCCUGCCCCCCCCCCCACCCCUUGCAGGCAACACCAAUAGAUAUGGCAGAUUAAUUGGCUGCCCAUCUCAUUCUGUUCAUGGAGAUCUCUUUGUUGCAAAGUGGUAACUAGAAAUGCCACUAAUGCACUUCAGCAUCCAAGUUAUUAUCAGUCAUCGCAGGUACAAAUUUAGAAGCUCCAACAAGUAACACCCUAUAGUUUACUCAGCAUUAGCGGGUCAGGCAGCUAAUAGGAAUGUAGCAGAUUGCAAACCCAUCUCCACAUUUAGAGCUAUAUAUAUAAAACUGUGAAUGAGUCCCUCACAGUACCUUGCUUAUUUCUGCCCGUUUGUUUGGUGCAGCUCCCUGUGUUAACUCAGCAAAGCUUACGAAUACAGCCUGGACUCUGUUUGGUGUCAUGGUGGGAUACUGCUGACAGGAAUGAUUUUGGACUAUUCUUGGGUUUUUCCCUUAGCCCUAUGUAUUCCCUCCCAAUUGCGAAAGCCCGUUUAAAUAGUAACUUUGUUUUAUUUUCCCCUCUGCUUCCCCCUGCACCAUCCCCGGCUUUCUAUGUUAAAGAUAAUGAGGUUGGUUUUGUUUGUUGUCAUUGUCUUGUUUACUGCUUACUGUAAAAUCACAACUGCACCGGCUGCAAGUCAAGCCCACACCCCAUGUGAUUAGUGUCUGGAUUCAUCAUCUCCUGUGUGGCUUCUCUUUUGUGUUUGUUUUUCAUACGGCUAAGGCACUAGCUUGAAAAGUAAUUUUCAGAAGUUUAAAAACUACAGGCACCAAAGCUAGUUGUGUAAGCUUGUAGUGUCUGUGUGCAGGUUUGUUGUAAUAAAUUGCAGGCAUUUGACACAAUAACUGUCCUUAAAAGUUCUAGAGGUGAACAAAAUGGUGACUUUGAAAUAAAGACAGAGCUCUGGCUAGAAUUGA
This is a messenger RNA of Stegostoma tigrinum, 3607 nucleotides long. RefSeq names its product protein NDRG3-like. The record is from RefSeq and is a predicted model, not a curated record. The transcript has 17 exons. NCBI's taxonomy places the organism in Eukaryota, Metazoa, Chordata, Chondrichthyes, Orectolobiformes, Stegostomatidae. Bases 262 to 1416 code for a protein of 384 amino acids. Gene Ontology annotation, biological process: signal transduction. Gene Ontology annotation, cellular component: cytoplasm.